AUGCCAUAUUGUAUGGUUCCGGGUUCUACGAACUGCUCGAAGAAGACGAAAGGGAGCGAGGUAUCGUACCAUCGUUUGCCAAAUGAGUUGCGCAAAAUAUGGCUCAGGCGGAUUCGACGCGACAACCUACCGAAAGCAAACUCAUGCUAUGUUUGUAGCGCGCAUUUCGCCCCUGAAUGUUUCGAAAGCUCUCUUAAAGAGUUAUUUGGCAUGAAAACAAAAAAAGCACUGAAAGCUGGAAGUGUACCAUCGAUAUUUCCAUUUGUACAUCGAAAACCAGGACGGGAAUCAUCACAAAAAAGGGAAAUAAACAGAGAGAAAAUUAGAAGAGUCGAGGAAGUAGCAACCUUGUUAAACACUGAAGAAAAUGAUGAGUUCACUGACACAAGCACUGAACAUGACACUGGUGGAUUUUCAACUCGAGAUGCAGAAACAUAUUGUGAUCAUAUUAUAUUGCUUGAUGCAGAAACUCAGUGUGAGAAGCCAUUACAGAGGUCCAUUCAGGUACAAACUCUUGCCAUACGGAAGAAGAAAUCCACACCCAUGACACCUGCCCAGGCAAAAAACAACAGUGGCAUUGUCACUCCACCUACAACACCUAUUACCAUUCUUGAAGCAACCGCUUCUACUGAAUCAGAACAAGAUGCGGAAUACAGUUCAAGCAGCACAGAUGAGUUUUCAGAUAGUGAUGAUGACUAUGUCUGUCCAAAACUGAACACCAGUGAUGACUCUGAAGCUGAAGACCAAAAAAAUGAAAGAAAAUUUAUUGUGUUUGAGAGCAUGCUAGAUCAAUUGUUUAUUUCAUGUAGAACAUGUGGCUCCUUAUGUGAGAUUGAAAAAUCUAAUAAAGGUGCAUGGUGA
Messenger RNA from Dendronephthya gigantea, 861 nucleotides. RefSeq names its product THAP domain-containing protein 1-like. The record is from RefSeq and is a predicted model, not a curated record. The transcript has 2 exons. Gene Ontology annotation, molecular function: sequence-specific DNA binding. Bases 1 to 861 code for a protein of 286 amino acids. NCBI's taxonomy places the organism in Eukaryota, Metazoa, Cnidaria, Anthozoa, Malacalcyonacea, Nephtheidae.